Notodromas monacha is the source of this 1623-nucleotide messenger RNA. The record is from the annotation of a GenBank genome assembly. NCBI's taxonomy places the organism in Eukaryota, Metazoa, Arthropoda, Ostracoda, Podocopida, Cyprididae.
AUGGAGCGAGAAGAGAAUUUUUCAGGAAAUGCCUUUCGGACUGCUUUUAUAUUAGAUUUUGAGGAUAAGUAUUCGACUUGCCUGGCGCAUUUCGGUGACAUCAAAUUGAACUUCGGCGUUGCUGCCUGUGUAAUUGAGCAUUCGGAUGCGAGAGAUUUCCAGAAUAGGCAGCAGCGUCGAAUCGCCAAGGCUGCGAUCAAUGGGCUGAUUUUUUUUCCUCAUCGCUCCAGUCAGGGCAAGCACGAGCGCUCUUUGCUGAACCACCUGCUCCUCAAUUACAACGUGCUGGAGAGGCCCGUGGCAAACGAAUCGGACCCCUUAGUACUCAGCUUCGGUCUCACGUUAAUGCAGAUCAUUGAUGUGGACGAAAAGAAUCAGAUACUUACAACAAACAUUUGGUUGAACCUGGAAUGGAACGACUACAAUUUGCGCUGGGACCCGGCGCAAUUCGGAGGCGUGAAAGACCUCCGAAUCCCGCCGAAAAAUAUCUGGAAACCGGACGUGCUCAUGUACAACAGUGCGGACGAGGGGUUCGACGGGACGUACAAGACGAACGUCGUGGUGCGCCACAACGGGUCGUGUCUCUACGUGCCCCCCGGGAUCUUCAAGAGCACUUGUAAAAUCGACAUCACUUGGUUCCCGUUUGAUGACCAGAAGUGCGAGAUGAAGUUCGGCUCGUGGACUUACGAUGGUUUCCAGUUGGAUCUAACUCUUCAAAGUGAUGAGGGUGGAGACUUGAGCAGUUUCAUCAAUAAUGGAGAAUGGGACCUGAUCGGGGUCCCGGGAAAGCGGAACUCCAUCACUUACGCCUGCUGCCCGGCGCCGUACGUGGACAUCACGUUUGUGGUUCACAUCCGGCGGCGAACGCUGUACUACUUCUCCAACUUGAUCGUGCCCUGUGUGCUGAUCUCGUCCAUGGCGCUGUUGGGCUUCACGCUGCCGCCGGACUCCGGCGAAAAGCUCACCCUCGGCGUGACAAUCCUCCUGUCCCUGACCGUUUUUCUAAAUAUGGUUGCUGAAAAGAUGCCUUCCACAUCCGAUGCGAUUCCCCUCAUAGGGACUUACUUCAACUGCAUCAUGUUCAUGGUGGCGUCAUCAGUUGUGCUGACUGUGCUUGUGCUCAAUUACCAUCACCGCAACCCAGAAACGCAUGACAUGGCCCCUUGGGUGAAGACAAUCUUCCUGCAGUGGUUGCCGUGGGUGCUGCGGAUGCAGCGGCCCGGCAAGAAGAUCACGCGCAAAACAAUCAUGCUGAACAACAAAAUGCGGAACCUGGAGCUGAAGGAGCGGAGCUCGCGGAGCCUGCUGGCGAAUGUGCUCGACAUCGACGACGACAUCCGCGGCACUAUGGGCAUGGGUAUGGCCAUGGGCAUGCAUUCCCAGGCCGGGAACUCUGCCAGCUACCUUCGCAUCACCGGCAACUCCAUGGACGACUCGGCCACGAUGCACAACUGCCUCACUGCCCAGCGCGAGCUGCAGAUGAUCCUCAAGGUGACGAUUGCGGAAACAUUCCACGUUUCAACUACGCCAAAAAUCCACCCCAACCCCUUCAUCUUCCAUCAUUCCAAUAAUUGCGGAAAUGUUGAAGCAAUGCGGGUCAAGGAAGAGGAAAACAAUUUUUAA